Scophthalmus maximus (turbot) is the source of this 3168-nucleotide messenger RNA. RefSeq names its product replication protein A 32 kDa subunit-like. Gene Ontology annotation, biological process: DNA replication; nucleotide-excision repair; double-strand break repair via homologous recombination. The transcript has 9 exons. Gene Ontology annotation, cellular component: site of double-strand break; chromosome, telomeric region; DNA replication factor A complex. The record is from RefSeq and is a predicted model, not a curated record. The coding region runs from base 127 to 795 and encodes 222 amino acids. Lineage: Eukaryota; Metazoa; Chordata; Actinopteri; Pleuronectiformes; Scophthalmidae. Gene Ontology annotation, molecular function: DNA binding.
UUGCGCUAAUGCAGUACACCUGAUGGCUGCACACUCCCUGUGCUCCAUCACGUCCUCUGAUCCGAGAGGCUUCACAUCAGACCUCCUACAGAACCGCUGCAGCUGCUGCAUUGAAGAUACUCUGUCAUGUGGAGCCAAGUUUGCAGCCAGUCCACCGGUGGGUUCACCAGUCACAGUGCGGUGACAUCAAAAAAUGCCGCUCUUCAGAUUCUGCCCUGCACAGUGUCUCAGCUUCUGUCCGCCUCUCAAGUCGACAAGGGAGCCUUCGCAAUCGGUGACUUGGAACUCAACCAGGUGUCUGUCGUCGGCGUCGUCCGAGAAUGUUCCCCCUUGGCGACCAGCGUCCGGUACUCUGUGGACGACAUGACCGGUCCCCCGUUAAAUGUGAAGCAGUGGGUGAACACCGAGGACGGCGCAAUUGUGGCCGUUGCUUCUCCGGGAUCGUACGUGAAGGUUACAGGAAACCCACGCAAUAUCAGAGGUCAAAGGUAUUUGAUGGCCAUGAAUAUCCGUUGCAUCGAGGACCUGAACGAGAUCACAUCCCACAUGUUGGAGGUGGUACAAGCCCAUAUGCAGCUUUCUGGAAAGGUGUACGACGUGAAUAUGAACACCGUCGCCUCAUGGUCUGGAAGUUCCGGCAGUGGACAUCCUAAAGGCGUCUUAAAGAAUGGUUUGUCUUCAAUCCAAGGUCAGGUGUUGUAUGAAAUCAGGAAGUCGUCCGACCGUGAUGUAGGCAUCAGUUACAUCGACCUGAAGACUCAGCUGCAUCAUCUCAGAGUGGCGGACAUCAGAUGAUGGCGAGCUUCCUGGGCCAAGACGAUGCCAAAGCAUGGUGCUUUCUCCACUGUACUUAAUUUUCAGGCCCGGGACAGUUUGUCUGCCCGAUGAAGACAUAAACUCUGAGAUUACUUUUAACCUUUUCCAGCCUCGUGGAAAUCAACAAUUCUUGAUCGUAAGUUGAUAUUUCAUUUGUUUUUUUUACAUAAACCAAUGUGGCUCUAACCCACACCUUGUAUUAUUCAUUGGACUUUUGUAAAUCUGACUCUUAUUAGUUUUUGUUGAUAUCGUCAGUCAAUGGGUGAAAUGUGUUUAAUCAUAGUUGUAACUUUGGUGAAGAUCUGACCACAUUUAAAACAAAUGCAGACCGUUGAACCCUAAAAGAAAAGGCUUCACUUACUUUGUCUUGCCACCUUUCAGUAUUCCGAGUCUCACAGUUGCCAAAUUAUUUUUAGCAUAAGAAAAGAAGCUGGUCUUUGGCUCUGGUGUUUCUUUUCCAGCACUCUGGACUUUCAUGGGACGAAUACUGAAACCACGCAAACCCCAGCAGGUUCCGUUGAGAAUCCGCCAUGAAGUUCUGGGUGUCUAGUUUCUUAGACAAAAUCAAACCCAGACCCAGAGUAGCUCUGCACCAGGGGAGCUGAAGAGCUGAAAGGCCUGCUGGGAUCGCCUGAAGAGGAGACGGAGCUCUCAAUCUUUUGUUUGCCAAAGUUUGCUCUCAGCAGGGUGUUAAAAAGUCUGGAUUCAAAAGGCAAUCCCUCCUUUUCAUAGCAAGAAGUCUGAAUGUGAGCGGCUCCAGAUGCAUUUGCAAAAGAAAAACUGCAUUUCUGGGGAUCUGACAAAGCCGAAGAUUGACAGCCGUAGACAUUAAUAAUUUAUAACUUGGGCCGGGUUUUCAUUGUUGAACACUAGGCGGCCGCCCCCAGGAAGCAAAAUCCAAAGUCUAACAAGCAAGAAUAAACAAGUUGGUUUAACAAAUCUUAAUGUGAUUCCAGACUUAUGUGAAAUCUGAAUAUUAUUUCAGAUUUUAUUAGUGUUUUUUUGAAUUUCAACGGUGUUGGUAAUAAUUGCCAAUCGGUGUGAUUGUGACAGUGAAUGAUUGUUUGUCUCUGUAUGUUGGCUCUGUGAUGGGCUGGCGACCAAAGCUGGCCCUCCACAAAAUGUCAAGGAAAUUGGUUGAGUAGUUUUUGAGUAAACACGUUAACCAAUGCCAGCUCGUUCUCUAGCUUGCUCACAAUGCUGUUCAAUCGAGACGUUGUCUCACUUUCACUCAUUUUGAACGGGUUUAUAAUCGUGCAGUGCUUUAUAUCAUCCACAUCUGAUUGAGCCUCCUCCCCAAAAAGCUAGUUUGGGCAGACUGUGGAGGCAUACAGAGAGAAAUAAUCUGAUUUAUCGUGAAACAAAUGAAAUCUAUCAUCUAUAAGUUAGUCCAAAAUUUUCAUAGUAUUGUAGACCUUUAUAUAUUUAUUUUUCUCCUGGAAUUAGAUUUUGGCUUGUCUAUUUUAGGCAGAAUAACGACAAUCUUUGUCCCUAAUUGGAUUUACACUGAGCAGUGCAAGAUGAAUAGUUUACUAUAAGCUAUGCUAACUGUUUAAUUUGUAUAUUUGUAGUCCUCCUUUACCUUUUCUCCUUUAUUUUACCUAGUUUGGCGGUUUCAUCAGAUAUCUUAUUGGAAUGUGUUGUGUGGAUUUACACUCGUAACACGGUAUAAACCCUGUCGGUCAGCUACUGUUGUUGCCGGGUUUUCCCAGAAAUUCAAUGUUAAAGGUUUUUGUGUUUCUUUCGUCAUCACCGACUCUUGUGUGAAGUAUUGUAUAUUUGGUUCCCACAUGAUUUACUCCCAGAAAUAGGAAGAAAAUGUCAGACACACCAGGAAGGGAACAGUAGAGGUGGCUGUAACGGAGCGUGACAAGGCCGUGAACUGCGGAUGAAGACUGACUUCAAAUGAACUCUGCAAAGAAACUGGUAUUGUGACAGUGAGAUAAAUGUUUUUCACCCCCCUUUUCUUUCUUCUUCUAUUUUUAUAACCAGAACGUGGCUCUCCAAGAAAGAGCCACUGUAAGAUAUUUAUAAACCCUCCGAGUGAGAGGGCUGUAAUUGAUAUGACUGCUAUUAGAAUACGUCUCUGCUUGAUAUUUUGUAUAAUAAACUAUAAUCCAUACCUCUCAUUCGCUGCGUGUGAAAUGAUGUGGAUGAGGAUUUGCAGGUCCCUGGAGGAAUCUCACGCUGAGCGUACUUUACUUUCAUGUAUUCACUUUUGUCUGCACGCUGCCGAGGGUGCCGUCUAUGGCAAUAAAAAAAGGGAGAAAAAAAACCCUUGAGAAUGCUAAUUAAGUUUUUUUUUUUUCAUUUUGCAAACUGAUAUUGAUAGCAUAUCUCUGUGAAUGUGUC